AUGCGCGUCGGCGGUGGCGGUGGCGGCGGCAGCGGCGGCGGCAGCGGCAACGGUAGCGGGGGCGCCGGCGCCGGCGCAGGUGGCGGGCGCUACAACGAGCGGGAGGUGAUCCCGCCUUCCUCCUCCCUCUCUUCUGCCAAUGCCUCGCGGUCGGUCUCGCUCGCCCUCAUGGCGGCACCGUUUGAGGGGAGCACCGCCUGGAACGCCUCCGAACGUAAGCGGGAGUUCGACUUGGAACAAGGCGGCGGCGGCGGCGGCGGCGGUGACGGCGGCGGCAACGGUGACCGCGGUAACGGUGGCGGAGGCGGAGGAGGAGGAGGAGGAGGAGGAGGCGAAGGCGGCGAAUGCGGCUACGGUACCGACGGCAGCAGAGCCACAACACUCGGCGGGAGCAGGAUGGGCCCGCGCUUUGCGAACCCUCUGUACGCUUUCCGGGUUCCCCCUAAGGGGGAGCUGGGACACGGGACGUCGACGGCGGCGGUGGCGGCGGUGGCGGCGGUGGCGGCGGCUACGGCGAGCCCUAGCGCUGCCGGCGACAUGGACGAGGACGACUACGGGGCGGAGGUGAAGGAGGGCGGGGGCACGGGUUUCUGCGUGGGCGGCGAUGCUCGCGACAACAGCGGCAUUGGGGGCGGUGCCGGUUGCCGGGUCGGGGUUUCCCCGCGGAAGGCGGUAGCUACGACGCCGGCGGGCGGUGGCGGAAGGAGCGAAGGCCUCGACGGCGGGGACGAACCGACAACAACCGAGCACGACCAGCACAACGAAGGUGUUGUUGCCGGAGGAGCGGACUUCAGCACGGCUACGACCGGCGCCUUCAGCGACAGCCUCGGCGACCGGAGCAACGGCAACGGGACGUACCCGCAGCCCGUGGGCAUGGAAGGGGUCGGGCCGCUAGGGAACGGCAGUGAAGCGGCCGACGCCGCGGAGGCGUUACGACGGUCGUCCGCGCCCGACUUCCCGCGCGCGCGCGACAACAACGGCAAGAACCCUCCCCUUCCCCGGCGCCGGUCGCUGGGAGACGACCCCCAGGCCCGAGCCAGGCGUACGGCCGGCCGCUUCACCUCCUCCUCCUCGUCCUCCAUCGCCGCGUCUUCCGUGCUCCAGGCGGCGGAGGGAGCCGUUGCGGGGGCGCAGUCUCUCUCCCCGCUGGAGACGUUCGUGCCGGGAGCGCGGGAAGUGUCCGGCGUGGUCGCCGGGCUCGCCAGGCUGGCAGCCGCGAGCCACAAGGGCGACCCUAAGGAUAAGCGGCGCAGGGUCCGGUGGUGCCGGUCGGUGGUGCUGACUCUGGAGCGGGCCCUGGCGGUGCUCGGAAAGGCGACGGAGCAGGACACCGAUGCAAUACGCGUCGCUCUCGGGGCGGUGCGGGAGCCCGUUGCGUGCAUGGUGGAGAUCGUGCACUCGUACAAGAACAAGCACGUCGUGUCGGAGGUGUUCUUCUCGACCAUGUUCCGACGGCGCCAGAAGGAAGCCGACGAAGCGAUCCUGUCAGCCGAACGCCUUCUGUCCGCUCGGCAGGAUAACUCCGAGAGCCAAAGGAAAACGUCGGAGGUGAUUCUUGCGAAGGCCGAGCGGAAGCGGAGACACCGACAGACGGUUCUUCUGGACGAGGUGGACAUCCCCCCUUCCUCCCUCGAGAUCGUGGAGGACGAGGUGCUCGGGCUCGGCGGUUUCGGCACGGUCUUCCUCGCUGACCUCGCUGGCGGCCUCAACGCCGCCGCGAAGGUGGUCACCUUCCCCCGCGGCUCCGCCGACCACGGCUGCGGCGGCGACGAGGACGGUGCCUCACGUGCCGAUGACGGCGACGGCGACGAGGACGAUGACGUCGAGUACGACGCCUCCAUCGACACCGGCUGCAACAACAGCGUCAACGACGGCAACAUCAGCAGCGGCAGCGCGCCCGUCCCGCCCGUCGCCGUCGCCGCCGUCCACGACAACCGGAGCCCCAGCAUGGCCGGAGACCGGGCCGUGGACCUGCUGCCGCGGCUGCGGAUCGUGGAGCCGUCGGACCAGAAGGCGAGGAGGAGGGCGGUGGUGGCGAAGGCGAAGAGAUCCGCAGCUCUGGCCAGGGCGGAGGCGCGGCAGCGGCAGGCGCUCUGCCAGGAGCUGGAGUACAUGAAGCGACUCAGGGGGCCCCGCACGGUGCACACGUACGGGGGGGUGACCGCGCUCGCGAGGGACCGGAUGGUGCUGGUGAUGGAAUUCAUGCCCGGGGGUGACUUGCUGCUGAAGCUCAGGAAGCUCAGGAGGCCAUUGGAGGAAGGGGUCUUGAGGCAGAUCGUGAGGGAUAUUUGCGAGGGGAUGACGUUCUUGCACAGCAAGGCGUUCGUGCACGGGGACCUCAAGUCGUCGAACAUCCUAUUCGACGCCAGGGGGAGGGCGAAGGUCUUGCGCCACAGAGGGGCAACCGCUCACAGCGACGUCUACAGCUUCGGCGUGGUGCUUUGGGAGUGCCUGUCCCGCAAGGUGCCCUGGGAACACGUCGUAGAUGUCGGAGAUCUGUCAAUGGCGGUGACGAGCGGAGAGCGACCGGAGAUGCCGGAGAUCUGUCCCCCGGACCUGGCCAACCUGGCGAGGGCGUGCUGGAAGGGCGACCCCGCCGCUAGGCCAACCUUUGAGGCCGUGCUGGCUAGCCUUGGUUGA
This is a messenger RNA of Ectocarpus siliculosus, 2640 nucleotides long. The record is from the annotation of a GenBank genome assembly. NCBI's taxonomy places the organism in Eukaryota, Phaeophyceae, Ectocarpales, Ectocarpaceae.